UUUAUUCACUGGGGGGGGACCGUGUCCCCACCCGCCUCCACUCGGGCCCGCCAUCUUGCGGGCCUCACUGCACCAAGUCGCACCAAAACGCAAGUUCGCUUCCGUCCGUUGGCACAAAACAAUCCCCCCACACAAGCACUAGUCUAACAGUCACCAAAAAUAACCGGUACUCACCGCUGGCAAACGGUCACGAGGCAGAAAAUCCACACUCCCUAGGCUCCCAAGCUCCCCGGGUGAUGGCGUCGGUUUCUGGCGUCGGUUGAGCAAUGGCGUCGCAGAAUACUGGGCACGGGAAAUCGCAGCGUGUUCACUCUCCGAAUGCUAGAACACAAUUGAACAGGAUUUGAUGCUUUUUUUUGGUUGGCACCACGCUCCAAGCCCUUCCCCUCAGUGCGAAUUUUCAAAAAGCCCACGCAAAGCUCCUACUUCCACCCCUCGGUCUACGCGAGAUGCAGCGAUGAUGCGCGCGUACGUGUCCUGCGCAGCACUCUCAGCGCGGCGUGGAGGUGCGAAAGAGACGACGCUAUGGAAGCAUGCAAAAAGCGCCCAGAGCUGGAAGCUUCCAAUGCUUUCGCUAUCGCCGUGGGCAAACCGCUAGGAUUGAAAACGAUCUAUUUGUAUGGAUAUUUCGAUAAAAGUGAGUAAUUCGCAUUACUAAACCGGUGAUCCACAACGCGCGGACAACGGAUUUUACUGUACCAGGGAACAGUUUCUCGAUUCGACACCCCUGCACGGGCCGUGCUUACGGGCGCAGUGACAGCGUACGUCAGUGUUUUGCUCUGCGGUCGGUCGCUAGCUGGAGCACAUUGAAGGUAAACAUUGGAAAGGAAAGUUUGGAUAAGCUGCAGUGAAGUUGUGCUUGUUUCGAUGGGAAAGAUGAGGCUGUCUGAGCGAAUGGUUCAAAAUAAUCUACUCCCGUACUCGAUGGUGCUGGUUUGCUCACACGACAACGGGUGAGAAUGUGUGACAACGAAGCGAGCUUCUGCUGGGACAGCGGCCGUACAAAAGGAAACAUCUCCAUCUCCCCGUUUGGGACAGUUGCUGCGCGAAAGGACGAAGGCUGUGAAGCAGCACAAUCCCACAACGGCACGAACGGGUGGUCGUGCCGAGCUGCUGGCCGGUGGCCGGAUUGCACUGUACGGCGAUUCAACGCAUCUGGAGAAGCCGUGCUACACGACGACGGGCGAGAAACGUCCCAUACCUGUGUGUCAACGGCUAGAGUGGGAAUAUCCGGUCACGCUGCACAUGUCCAGCUUAAGCUUCGGCACCGGUCCAAACGAUCGAUCAUCUACUCGUCCAGGAACUAAAGCAAGGCCCACCGCAACCAAUCAUGCCGUUGGUGGGGAACGAGCUCGUCUACAGCAGCCGGGGUCGUAGAUUGGAAAGUCAGAAAGGUGGUAAUGCCGCGCUCGGCGCCAACGAUGAAACGAUGAACGAAUGAGGCGCCUUGUGGUAGAUGUAUCUUGUUGAAGAAAAUGGAAAAAAGGAAAUGUCCCCAAAUGAGCGAUGUGUGUGUGUGGAGAGAGCAACAGAAGCAGCAAAAAGAUGAACAUACAUUUUAUCAAUCCGUAUUGGUGUGAAUGUGUUCCUAGCCCACACGGGGAGGAACGCAAAAUAAAGAAGAAAAUAUGUUUAUAACGAACACACAAGCGCGAGCGAGGAUGGUGGCGAUUGUUUGAAAGAAAAGGCCUCCUUUGAUUGCGAAACAGAACAGGAGCAAAGGAGACAAAGGAACAGUUUGGACAAGUUUGAACCGAUCGGUGGCGGUGGUAUUGUUCUUGUUGCGAAAGAAUGCAAGUGAGGGAGAACGGGACAGUUUCUUCGAAUGUGUUGGAUCCGUGUGGAGUUGCCGUUGGGGUCAAACCGAGGGAUCAGUGUAUCGAUGGCAGCCAGUGCGAUGAGUUGUGAUGAAGCGGAACCAAGAGUGAACCAAAGCGACCAAGAGAAGUGGAAAUUGCAACCUUUUUCUUUCAACCAUUUCCCCAAUAACCCAACAACGAGUGAGAUCGCAUCGAAAAGUUGCCGCUCGACGCCACGCCUACUUUUUGCAGCGUAAAACCCGCCCUAGUAUAUAAGCGAAACGCAGGUAGGUUUGAAGCAUCAGUUUCGAAGUAUUUUCAGAACAAUACAACCGUGGAAUCUGCGUCUGUCUGUGCAGUCAUAUACGGCUUUUCUUGCAAGUUCUCUUUGUGAAGUAACCGAACCAACCACCAACUUCUCAUCAUGUCCGGCCGCGGAAAGGGAGGCAAAGUGAAGGGAAAGGCAAAGUCCCGCUCCAACCGAGCCGGGCUGCAGUUCCCGGUCGGCCGCAUCCACCGACUGCUGCGCAAGGGCAACUACGCGGAGCGCGUCGGAGCGGGCGCGCCCGUCUAUCUGGCCGCGGUCAUGGAGUACCUGGCGGCGGAAGUGCUCGAGCUGGCGGGUAACGCGGCCCGCGACAACAAGAAGACGCGCAUCAUCCCGCGCCAUCUGCAGCUGGCCAUCCGCAACGACGAGGAGCUGAACAAGCUGCUGUCCGGGGUGACCAUCGCCCAGGGCGGCGUGCUGCCCAACAUCCAGGCCGUGCUGCUGCCCAAGAAGACGGAGAAGAAGGCUUAAGCUGGGGUGCGGGAUACAGCUCUAUGGACACGAACGCUUUGGAAAACAGGCCUACGACACCCGAAACCUCGCUACGACACAAAACGCCCUUAUCAGGGCGACGAGAUGCAUUCCUCAAGAGCUACACUUUCUUUUCAUUGCGUUUGGGAUGGGGUGGCAGAGGGAGGGAGGGAGAUGGUUGUACGCUUUUCUUUGCAACGGAGAAGCCAGUGCACUGGUAUGAUGGCGCAGCUGAUGCAGAAAAACGUCAACGAGCGCGCUGGCGUUUAUACAGCCAUGUUGUACGAUUCACCGUCAGCGCUGCUCAUGGACGAAUGAGUGCAACGAAUGGCCGUGUUUGAACAGACCGUUGUAUGAAAUGUGAUGAGUAGGAUUUAUUCGCCGAGCAUCCGUUUGAUAUCACAACCAUAUUCCUAUGACUAUUUUACGACUUAGAACGGACAAAUAAAAUAAAUA
This is a messenger RNA of Anopheles merus, 3054 nucleotides long. Its product is annotated as histone H2A. NCBI's taxonomy places the organism in Eukaryota, Metazoa, Arthropoda, Insecta, Diptera, Culicidae. Gene Ontology annotation, cellular component: nucleosome. Bases 2224 to 2598 code for a protein of 124 amino acids. The transcript is spliced from 4 exons. Gene Ontology annotation, molecular function: protein heterodimerization activity; DNA binding; structural constituent of chromatin. The record is from RefSeq and is a predicted model, not a curated record.